CAACGGUGGAACAGCGUAACGAAGUCAAAAUGCGGUAUCCUAUGCGCCACGCGUUCGGUGCAGACGGAAGCCAGUUCUACUGCCCGCCAGGCUAUCAAUAUGUGGCGCGGCAAAAAACUUCGCUUCAUCCGGGCAUGGCGACGUCGUCCAGUACAUCGAAUGUACCUGGCGCUACAACAGCUGCGUCAAGCAGAGAAGUAGAGAGUUUCUGGUGUGGGAUAGAUGGGGUCGAGCAACAGCAGUUCAUACCACACCUCCGAGGAAGAGCGAUGCGUCGAUGGCCAGCAUUCGUGGAGAGGCCCCGAGAUUUUAAGGCAGAGGAUCAAGCUUGUGGGGAAGCUCUGGAACUCAUGACAUGCAAAGACGCGGAUGUUGGUAGAAGUACUAAUCAUGGUAGCGGUACUAGAACAAGAAGUAGGGGUGGAGGUGGAAUUUGUGGGGGAGCAGCAAAUGUUACCAAGAGUAGUCCUCAAGUGUGUUACCCGAUUCCCAUGGAUGCCGCAUCACGCAUGCGAGAUGACCUUCAAAGGACACUCACAAGAAUGUUCGGAAGUAUGCCGAAGGAGUUAGCAAG
Amoebophrya sp. A25 is the source of this 574-nucleotide messenger RNA. Lineage: Eukaryota; Dinophyceae; Syndiniales; Amoebophryaceae. The record is from the annotation of a GenBank genome assembly.